This is a messenger RNA of Anisakis simplex (herring worm), 342 nucleotides long. The record is from the annotation of a GenBank genome assembly. Lineage: Eukaryota; Metazoa; Nematoda; Chromadorea; Rhabditida; Anisakidae.
AUGGGUUGUUGCUUGUUGAGCGGAAAUUAUUAUUUAUUGAUGGCGGUACUCUUUCAAUUGACUGUGAGCAUUUCAGGCUUGAAGGAUCUGGUCUUUCACGAGGGAUUUCAGCGUGAAAAUAUUCCAUCGAGUGAGGAAUGGCGAGAAGAGACACUCGUCGGACCGGAUGGAUUUCGAAUGCGAAUAGCGUAUCGAGUGGUUUGCGAUCCGAACUACUAUGGACCCGUUUGUAAUGCUUUUUGCCAACCAAUUUCCACUACCAUUGGUCAUUUCCAGUGCGCAUCAAAUGGCUCAUUGGUUUGUAAAUCUGGAUGGACAGGCAGAGAUUGUGAUAUAGGUUAG